Messenger RNA from Polypterus senegalus (gray bichir), 6324 nucleotides. RefSeq names its product solute carrier family 9 member A6a (gene slc9a6a). Bases 1 to 1968 code for a protein of 655 amino acids. The transcript is spliced from 17 exons. Gene Ontology annotation, biological process: proton transmembrane transport; sodium ion transport; regulation of pH. Gene Ontology annotation, cellular component: membrane; recycling endosome. The record is from RefSeq and is a predicted model, not a curated record. Lineage: Eukaryota; Metazoa; Chordata; Cladistia; Polypteriformes; Polypteridae. Gene Ontology annotation, molecular function: sodium:proton antiporter activity.
AUGGAGGAGGAGCUGUAUGUAUCAGGUGGACCAAGUGCCCUUGAAGUCACUGUAGUUGAGUCAACAUUCCAAGAAAGAGCAGCAAUAGCAAAUCAGCUGAAAAGAGAAUUAAUGGAGGCUAACAUCUUUAUUAAUGAGUGUCAAGGCUGUUUCUGGAAGUCCUCAGAUCCUGGCUUGCUGGUAGGAGUUGUUCUACGGUAUGGGAUCCAUGUGCCCAGAGAUAUCAACAAUAAAACUCUUAGCUGCCAGUUGAACAACAGUCCUGCCACAUUCCUGGUCAAUGUCAGUGGCAAAUUUUAUGAAUACACUUUGAAGGGAGAGAUCAGUUCAAAGGAGGUUGACGAUGUACAGGAUAAUGAAAUGCUGCGAAAGGUGACUUUUGACCCCGAGGUAUUUUUCAACAUUCUAUUACCUCCUAUAAUUUUUCAUGCCGGAUAUAGCCUUAAAAGGAGACAUUUCUUUAGGAACUUGGGCUCCAUCCUUGCAUAUGCCUUUGUUGGAACAGUCAUCUCAUGUUUUGUUAUUGGGCUGAUUAUGUAUGGAUUUGUAACCCUCAUGAAAUCUAUUCGACAACUUGGAGGUGAUUUCUUCUUCACUGAUUGCCUCUUUUUUGGUGCAAUCGUGUCUGCCACUGACCCAGUGACAGUACUGGCAAUUUUCCAUGAGUUGCAGGUGGAUGUGGAUCUAUAUGCACUAUUAUUUGGAGAAAGUGUGCUAAAUGAUGCAGUUGCCAUUGUACUAUCCUCGUCAAUUGUUGCUUAUCAGCCAGCUGGAGAUAACAGCCAUACUUUUGACGUCACAGCAAUGUUUAAGUCAUUUGGAAUUUUUUUAGGAAUAUUUAGUGGAUCUUUUGCUCUUGGAGCUGCCACUGGAGUUGUGACAGCCCUGGUCACCAAAUUCACAAAACUGCGGGAUUUCCAGCUUCUGGAGACUGCUUUAUUCUUCCUGAUGUCCUGGAGCACAUUUCUUCUUGCAGAGGCAUGUGGUUUCACAGGUGUGGUGGCUGUUCUUUUUUGUGGUAUCACCCAGGCACAUUAUACCUAUAACAAUUUAUCUCCAGAAUCACAGGACAGAACCAAGCAGUUGUUUGAGCUGCUGAAUUUUCUGGCAGAAAAUUUCAUCUUUUCGUACAUGGGAUUAACACUGUUCACAUUCCAGAACCAUGUUUUCAAUCCAACAUUUAUUGUGGGAGCUUUUCUGGCAGUUUUCAUAGGAAGAGCUGCCAAUAUCUACCCACUAUCUUUCCUUUUGAAUCUUGGAAGAAGAAACAAGAUUGGGAAAAAUUUUCAACAUAUGAUGAUGUUUGCAGGUCUUCGUGGGGCAAUGACAUUUGCACUCUCUAUCAGAGAUACUGCCACUUAUGCUAGGCAGGUCAUGUUCAGCACAACUCUUCUCAUUGUAUUCUUUACUGUUUGGGUUUUUGGAGGUGGCACCACACAAAUGUUGUCCUGGCUGAGGAUCAGAGUUGGAGUGGAUUCAGAUCAGGAUAAUUCUGUCACAGCAGACGGAGUUGAACGUAGGAGCACCAAACAUGAAAGUGCAUGGCUGUUUAGACUGUGGUAUAAUUUUGAUCACAACUAUCUAAAACCAAUUCUGACACACAGUGGACCACCCCUCACAAGCACUCUUCCUAGCUUCUGUGGACCUCUUGCUCGAUGUCUCACUAGUCCUCAGGCAUAUGAAAAUCAGGAGCAAUUGAAAGAUGAUGAUUCAGACUUGAUCCUGAAUGAUGGCGAUAUCAGCUUGACUUAUGGAGACUCCACUAUCACCACAGCCUCAUCUGCCUCUGGCACAUCUCGUCGUCCUGGGCCAGUGAAUACUGAUGAUGCUCUUGACCAUGAGCUAGCUAUUGGAGAUCAUGAGCUUGUGAUCCGUGGCACCCGGCUGGUACUGCCCAUGGAUGAUUCAGAGCCUCCUUUGAAUUUGCCAGUGGAUGAUGGUGGGACUUCAAGACGUCUUAAGAUAUGAGCCUACUGACGAUCACAACAGAGAGCUGAGCAGCUUAACCAAUUUUGGCAGUUUUCUUACUUUCCCUCUCCUAAGAAACUACUUGAUUUCUUAAAUUUUUAAUUUAUUUAUUUUUUUAUAUAUAUGUGAAGAAUGCUGUAUGCCUGUGCGCUAUCAUUGUUUGGUCUGUGCAGCAGCUUUGUCGUCAGUUUGAUAACGACUUUAAAACACCAAGAAAAAAAUGCUAAAUAAAUGCAUGCAUAUCUGCAAGUUUGCAAAGUUAAAUAGCAGUAUGCACUGUAUUUUAACUUCAGCAGAAAAGUGAAGAACAAAAUAUGACUGAGUUAAUGAGAAAACAGUUUUGAGUUGUAACACAUUUGGUUUUUUUUUAAUUAAUCACUGGGUUUUCCCUAAUGGGCUUCGCACACAGGCAUGGAGAAAGGCCGCCGCUGCUAGGCAUCAUUCUGACAAGCCUUUAUACAUUUCCAUUUCUUUGACCCCUAACUUUUGAGGGAAUUUUCACUCUUUGUGCGGCAUUGUUUUGAGUAAUCAGAUAACGUGUACAUCUGGCUCGCUUUUCAGUUCAUGUUCUGACUUGUAUGAUAUUGGAGUAAUUAUUGUAUGUUGCAGAUUGAGAACAGAAUUAGAAGUGCGUGUCUGUAAAUGUUUUCAUUUUAACAGUUUGUCCAACUGUUCGUGGCUGCUUAACUCUGCCCCUCGUUAAAUGAAUUCUGGGAUACAGUGUUAUGGCUGUGUUUCGUAGUUUCUGACUGUUACAAGAUGUUCAUUGUCAGAGUGCCUUCACAAGAUUUCUUCCUAUUCUCUGAAAAUUAGAUAUUUUUUAUUAUUAUUACACUAAAAAAAUUGUCCUGGAGGUUAAACUGUAACUUUUCUUGUUAAAGAGUAAUUUGGACUAACAUGCUGCAGGGAUAGGCUCCUGCUCCUUACGACCCUGUACUAGAUAAGGGGGUUCUGACAGUGGGUACACACACUGAUGUGAGCUAGGAGAAGACCUGUCUCGGCACAAGGAUGGAAACUAAGACCGUAGGUUAGGCUUUAUUGCAUGUUGGUUAGCACUUUAUCUUCUAGUUGUUACACUGAUUAAAACCUUGGGUAUGUGAGACUAUGAUUUUUAUAGCACUUGUGAAUAUGUAUUUGAAAGUUUUUAUUUCAACAGCAGUGUAAGAGGUUAGGGUUUUUUAAUUAUUUUUUUUUGUUUGCAAUAAACAGUUGCCCCUAAAUUAUUCAAAUAAAGUCACAAUGAGCAUGGAGGGUGUAGAACAUUUGGUUAAAGGAAAGUGUAUUGUCAUCAUAUUCUUUGCUGCUGUUAUGUUCAAUUAAUUGAUUAAUAUUUAAGGAAGACCUGAAUUAGGCUCUUGCUGCAUAGAACCUGUUUAUUCCUGAUUUGCAUUGGACUGCACAUGGCAUCUUGAGUGCUACCUCAAAGCUCACAGACAUGGAAUCAAUUUGGAAAGAGAACUAAUCAUGUUGCCAAAGUAUAUGCAGUGACAUUAUAUUCAGAUAAUUCGGAGGUUUCCAUUAGAAGUGCACUUUCUCAUUGGUGUUUUGGUAUGUUUUCUGUUGAAAUUAAUCUUCAAAUGGUGAAAAAUAACAUGCGUUUUCAAGUUACUCAGAUAAAACUGUUGUGGAAAGCUAUAUGCAACUUGUAGGUUUCUCCUCCACAAAAAAAAAAAAAAAAUCUUAUACUUUGAACCCGUCCAAUACUUGAUUUCUCAAUGCUUUCUCCUAGUGAAGACAGAGAGAAGAGGCGCUACAGCGAGUGACAGAUCAGUAAACCUCUUAGGACACCCCUCUCUGUUUGAAGGUACCUUUCCUUCGCUGUACUGGUAAUGGUGGUUACAAUUUGACAAAAAGAAUAAUACUGUUGUUGACUUAAUGGACAUUAUUUUUAAAUAACUGUGUUCCUGAAUCUGUGUUUAUAUGCGAGUUAAAGCAGCAUCAUUAACUGGAUGUUCAUAGAAACUGUUUUGCUGCCUGUGAGGUGCCAUUUUGCACAUCCUUUUUUCAUACGUUCCUCACUUAAAGGCCUACACUUAAUGUCCCUGUUUCUAGUUUACAGGGUUUUUACAUGCAGUUUUGUGCUUUUUUUUGGUUUGAUGUGAUAGCAUUUUGGACUGUUAAUGUGAUGGUGGGUGAAAAGCUCAGAGGUUCUUUGAUACAAUAAAUCCACUAAAAUCCUUAAGAUUUACUAACAAUUUACUGACUUAAAAUAGUCACAGUUUACUUUAGGAGAAGUUAGCCAGAUCCUCUGUAUUUUCUGUUAAAAAAAAAAUGCAGCAGAAUGCAGUCAUUUGCUUGGAUGCAAAGGAAAAACCGCAUUGUCUGCUCAGGCAUUCUAUAUAAUACCAGUUCCUGGGUGCCAAAUAUCAUUGUCGAUACGUUACGUUCUCUUCCCCACCUCACUUCUAAUGUGCUCUUUACUUUGGUAUCUGGGCAUCUUUUUUCAGGAGUGAAUAUAGAUUGGAGUGGAUGGGGAUAAAAGAAUCUGAAAUAUAUAAUGACCAAGGAGUCACUUUGUCAACUGGUUCAUUCGGUCUUUUUUCAUAAGGAAUGCCUCUUAAAAUCGGGCACAUUAUUUCAUGUCUAAUUAAUGUUGUGACAAAAGGAGAUACCACCAAAUUGCAGAAGUGUGACAGAUACAAGAAUCUUUGCAUCAUUUUCCUUUAUUUUUUCAGACUUGCUUUAAUCACUUUAGCCCCCCAUAUGAAGUGUGCCUAUUUUUACUUUGUGUAAACCAGAACUGUUAACCCACAGAGCUGAAGGGGUUAGGCUUUCUGUGACUCUCUAAAGACAGUAAGUUUGAGUUUAAACAAGACAUCUCCAAUGAAUUUGGCAGUGUGUGCUUAAUUUGCAAACGUCACUAAGAGCUUUGAGUCGAAACCCUUUCAUAAAGUGCUUUUAGUGUGGCUUCAUCUAUAGAAGGAAUAAAGUAGUAUUUAAAAAGGAUCCAAAAAAGUGUUUGACUAUAUUUUCUGAUCAUACGAACUGAAUUAAAUGAAAGCUCUGCUGCUAAAUACAAACGUUAACAUUACUAAAUUUAAGGAGAUGUAUGUGCUAAUAUCAUUUGGAAAACUGGGAUACAGUAGCAGAUUUUAUUGUUUUACUAAUUAAACAUCUUGCUGUGUGUACUGACCUGACAAUUGUCAGCAGUGCUGUCAGAAUGGUGUCAUGGACUUCACUCACAGCUAUUGGCCUCUUUAUUUCCUGCUGUGCAGGAACGUCAUGUUACAGCUUAUCUUUUCCUAUGAAAAUUUAUUUUUAACAAUGCUUACUUCAUGCUCAUAUUUAGCCUGUAAGAAAGCUUCUCAUUUUUUAGUGUUUGUAUUUUUAUUGGUAUUCUUUAAUCCACUUAACAUAGUGCUGGCUUAAUCAUUUCAAAUCAGAGAGACUGUUAAUGGCAGCACCUAACUGAACUGCACUAAUUCUGCUCCAUAUAACAUUUUUGUUUCAAGUUUAAUAUUGCGAUCAGUCUAGUGAUCCCAUAAAAAUAAUUCAGCCUUACGUGAAUCCUGUCAUGUUUAGGACCUGUCAAGGCUUUCUUCUGCCACUUUCUUGUGAGCCUUUUCAAUACUCUGUGCCCAGCAGCUCUUAAUGCCAUGUAAUGAUGAAACACUGGAUUAGGAGUGAUAAGGAGCAGAUGUCAAAUCAAGGAUUCUGUAAAGGAAUUUGCUUUUUAAAACUGGAUGACCUGGAUGUAGGGUUCAUUUCAAAUGCUCAUAUUCACAGCUAGGAGUGUACAGUUAGUGCCGAUUUCAUACUUCCUCAAUAUUGAAAUGUGUUUGUCCUUUUUAGAAACAGUAGGAAAAAAAUCAACCUACUUUUCUGUUCCUACUUAAUAUCAGUAUUGAAGUAUUGUGAGACACACACAAUUAAAAUCCUUGACAACAGAAUUAAAAGCUUGUUUUUUUGUUUUAAUCACGUAAAGGGCAGAAUGGAGUUAGUUAAUUUAGGUGUCCUUUUUGGUUCUUGAGUUUUUUGCAGUAAUCUGCAGGUAGAUCUGAGCAUUACCCAUGCACCACAAGAUGAGGGUGUAUUUCAAACAAUGAAACGGAUUUUAUUUCAUUUCAUCAUCCCUCCUCCAACCAAUGCCAAAUAAUUGGUGGGGAUCACCAGCUAUUGCACAUAAAAUGACCGUCCAGCCCUUGUGUUACUCGACGUUCAAGGCAUCAGUUUAUAAUGGAGGUCUCUUUAAUGGUCCGUUUACUGUCUUUAACUGUGGGUAUUUGAAUGUGAAGUCUGUGCUUCUGUUUAAUGUUUUGCAGUUACAGACUUGUUAUAAAAAAGGUACAUUUUGUAAAUAUUCUGUAUUUGUCACUGUGCAUGGAACAUUAAAGUAAGCAAAUGUUUUUCCUUAUA